AUGAAAUGUGAUUUCCCGAAAGGUCACAAUACAUGCAAGCGAUGCAAAAGUGGCGGACACGUAUGCAUAGUGGAAGGCAGGAAACCGAGAACAGCUCCCAAUAAACGCGAGUACCUCCUCGCUCAGAUACGACAGAAGGAUGCCAUUAUCGAGUCGCUACUCAAACAAUUGCAUAAUCCCUACAUUGCGACACCAAUGUCGAUUGCAUCGUAUCAGAGGGCGACCUCCCCUUCGGAUACCAACAACAGCAACGUCCAUGCUUGGCUCGACCUUCUUCGAUCUAGCGUCCAAUCCGCCGGAGGCAAGGGAGGUGCGGCCGCUUUCAAGCUCCAUAGGGGCGAUGGCACAGGAGAAGACGAAUCGGAGGACGAAGCUGAUGAUUCUACUUCCCGUCCAAAAGUCCCCGGGCUUGACGACGACGCCACUUUGGAUGGCAAUUUGGACGCCUCUCAAGAAGACGAAAAGCUCCAAUCUGCGCUACCGGAUUCCCAUGUUCCGCUCGGCCUUAUAGCAACACUUGCCCUAAGCAAUUCAAAAGGCAAGUCCGGCGGCAAAAAGGACCCGAGAGCGAUCGAAGAAGAGGAUGACGAUGAUGUGGGUGUUGCAAACGAGACGUACUUCAUGCCAGGCCCCGCCACCGAUCUGUCUCUGCGUGCUACCUUGAUUCAACAGUAUAGUCCACCUGAGAUUCUGGUACACGGGCUUGUAACUCCGGAUGAUGUUGAAAAGCUCUUUGAAAUCUUCUAUACUCAUGUCAACCCAUUCGUUUCACUGUUGGACCCAGUGCUGCACACCCCUGCCUUAACAUUUGCGAGAUGUCCAUUCUUGUUCACAGUCAUUUGUGCAGUAUCUUCACGCUAUUAUCCUGAGAAAUCGGAGGUAUAUCCAAUAGCAAUGCACUUCGCCAAACACUCCGCUGCGAAUGCAUUGACUGAUGGAUGGAAGUCCGUCGAACUCUGCCAAGCCUACAUUCUGAUGAGCAUAUUCGCUGUGCCUGCUCGAAGGUGGGAAGAAGAUCGGAGUUGGCUGUACACCGGCCUUGCGAUUCGGAUAGCGACGGACUUGAACCUACAUCAUGUCACUAAACCAAAGGCGAUGGAUGAAAAACAAGAAAGGGAGAUCAUGAACAAAACUCGUGUAUGGAUGAUCUGUUUCAAUCUCGACCGCUCGACCGCCACGCAAUUUGGCAAGCCCUUCACCAUCAAAGAGGACCAUAUCAUGAGGAACUCAAAGGAGUGGUACAAGAGCUCCCGUUAUAACCAUCCAUACGAUGUCCACCUCUGUGCUCAUACCGCCCUGCUACGCAUUGUGGCACGAUUCCACGAGGAUAUUUUCUCUGAUCCCGACUCGCCUACUGGGUUGAACAAGGACGUGGAUUUCCGAACGGUGACAAUAACCCACGACAAUCACCUAUCUGAAUACCAUCAAGAAUGGGAGAAGCGAUUCCAGGAGAGUUCCGACCCCACCGACCUGGGCUGCUCAUUCCGAUGCCUCCUCCUGCCCUUCCUUGUUGAGUACUCACGCCUCGUCAUGUACUCAUUCGGAUUCCAACAAGCCUUCGAGCGUGGAAUCGAGCCAGGUGACCAACUUUUCUUCAAGAAGUGUCUGGAUGCAGCGAAAGGUGUUAUCAAACAUAUGAUACAAAAUCUUGCCCCUAGUGGGUAUAUGCGAUACGCUCCAGAUGGCCAUUUUGUUUUCGCAUCUUUUGCUUCGGCGUUCCUUCUGAAGCUACUCCGGCCAGAGUUUUCCCAGCUACUUUCAAAGGGUCAAGAAACAGAAAUCUUCGAACUCAUAGGACGGUUGAUACAGACAUUGAGCUCGCCCCAGAUUGCGAUUGACGACAGGCAUACUCCCAAGUUAUACGCGCGAUUCCUUGCUGGGCUUCUGUCGCGCCAUCGCCGCGAUGGUGCCACCGUUGGUCGUCUACAAACUCAACCUCCCCCUACGCAGAACGUAUCUACCCACUCCGACUUUAGCUCCAUCACAAUGUCGCAAGCCGGAACAUCCAGUUUCGCCGUAUCCCCUCAAGGCAGCACAGGAGAACCGCCUUCAGGGGGUUUCUCUGUUACAACGUUUUCUCAGUCACCCACAUCUGAGAAGAUCUCUACGCCUAUCUACCGCCCUGAGGCUACCUUCUCCGCAGGGUCCGGUCCUAUCCAAUUUGGUAGCGACUUUGAUAUGCUGAUGUUUGGUACGGAGAAUGGUGUCUCCGAAGAAGAAAUGCUUGCGACGAUGCAAGCUCUGAAGAACCCCGUUUGGUGGCAAAACAUGAUGAUGCCUGGGUUUUCCUGGCCAGAGACAGCCUCGGGGGCCGAAAGCCAUCAGGCACUCCAGAACAACGUACCUGGCCUGCACGCUGGGGCUGCCAUCCCUGUCUCGCUUUACUAG
Molecule: messenger RNA, 2388 nt
Organism: Pleurotus ostreatus (oyster mushroom)
Lineage: Eukaryota; Fungi; Basidiomycota; Agaricomycetes; Agaricales; Pleurotaceae
Exons: 17
Coding region: 1-2388 (795 amino acids)
Biological process (GO): DNA-templated transcription; regulation of DNA-templated transcription
Cellular component (GO): nucleus
Molecular function (GO): transcription cis-regulatory region binding; zinc ion binding; DNA-binding transcription factor activity, RNA polymerase II-specific
Source: RefSeq, a predicted model, not a curated record